Messenger RNA from Camellia sinensis, 3389 nucleotides. RefSeq lists its product as uncharacterized. Lineage: Eukaryota; Viridiplantae; Streptophyta; Magnoliopsida; Ericales; Theaceae. The record is from RefSeq and is a predicted model, not a curated record. Gene Ontology annotation, molecular function: protein binding; ATP binding; protein kinase activity. Gene Ontology annotation, biological process: protein phosphorylation.
CUCAAAUUCUCACUCUCUCUCUAUCAAAGCUUCAUCACUUCAAAACCCUCUCUUCACUUCUUCUCUUCCAAGUUUUGUUCUCUUAUGCAACCAACCCUUCAUUAUUAUCAAAAUUGAUGUAAAUUCUUCCGGAUUAAUGAUUUUACUGAUGCAAAAGCUCUUCAGAUCCAAAGUGUGAUAGUACUAAAGAUCUUUAAUACAUAAAGUCUUCUUGAGUUUCUAUCAAUCUUCAAGCUUGGUUUCUUGGUGGUGGAUCAUAUCAAUUAGCAGAAAAUCUUCAUGGGUUUUCAUCUAUCUUGAACUUUUCCUUGUUGGUGGCGGCUAUAUAUAUAUACAUACAUAGAGAUCUUUCUUCGGUUACCAAUGGCUGAAGAUGGAGCUAAAACAUGUGGGUUUUCACUUAUGUUCAUGUUCUUGAUCUUUAUCUCAUGCACAUGCAGUGCCAGUGAAUUUGAACUCUUGCUUUCCAUCAAAAGCUCGAUUCACGAUCCGUUACAGUCCUUCUCCAACUGGAACCUUUCUAUCUCCUUUUGCCAAUGGAAAGGUAUUGUCUGUGACAAUUCAACUCAUGUCACCAAAAUUGAGCUCUCCGGGAAGAACUUAUCUGGGAAAUUUCCGGAAUCAAUUUUCCAUUUCCCCUAUAUCGAAACCAUUGAUCUUUCGAAUAAUCAGCUCGUCGGUGAAAUUCCAAUCAUCAAUGUUUCUUCUUGUUUGUCGCUUCGAUUUCUCAAUCUUAGCAACAAUAAUUUCACGGGUCAGCUUCUUAUAAAAGGCUCAAAUCCGUGGCUUCAAGUGUUUGAUCUAUCGAACAACAUGCUUUCGGGUAAAUUUCCUGAGGAAAUUGGAUUGUUUUCGGGUCUUGAAUAUCUUGAUCUAGGUGGAAAUGUUUUGGUUGGUACAAUUCCAAAGUCUAUAUCAAAUUUGACAGGUUUGCAAUUCUUGACUUUGGCUUCAAACCAAUUAAUUGGCAAAAUUCCGGGCGAAUUAGGCCUAAUGAAGAGCUUGAAGUGGAUUUACUUGGGAUACAACAAUCUCUCAGGCGGAAUUCCGGUCGAGAUCGGAGAAUUAGCUUCAUUGAAUCAUCUUGAUCUUGUCAGUAACAAUCUCACUGGCGAAAUUCCAUCUUCACUUGGAAAUCUCACUGAUCUUCAGUACCUCUUCCUCUACCUAAACAAGCUCACCGGUCCCAUUCCUCGGUCCAUUUUUGUUCUAAAAAAAUUAAUAUCGCUUGAUUUAAGCGAUAAUUUUCUAUCUGGAGAAAUUCCUGAAAUCCUAAUUCAAUUACAAAACUUGGAAGUUUUUCACCUGUUUUCCAACAAUUUCACCGGAAAAAUUCCAAAUGCUUUGUCUUCUUUGCCUCGCCUUCGAGUCCUUCAACUAUGGUCUAAUAAAUUUUCGGGUGAAAUACCACAAAACCUUGGAAAACAAAACAAUCUCACUCUUUUAGACCUUUCCACCAAUACCCUCACCGGAAAAAUCCCUCAAAGCCUUUGUGAAUCUGGUAUUCUUUUCAAGCUCAUACUCUUCUCCAAUUCCCUUGAAGGUGAAAUUCCAAAGAGUUUGAGUCACUGUAAAAGCUUAAAGCGAGUACGGCUUCAAAACAACCAACUCUUUGGUGAAUUGCCACCCGAUUUCACCACUCUACCGCUUGUUUACUUCCUCGAUGUAUCAAACAACAAUCUCUCCGGCACAAUUGGCAAUAGAAGAUGGGAUAUGCCAGAGCUUCAAAUGUUAAAUUUAGCAAGAAACAAUUUUUUCGGGGACUUGCCGGAGGUUUUUGGUAAUAAAAAGCUGGAAAACUUGGACUUGUCGGAGAACAAGUUUUCAGGCAACAUUCCGGUGAGUUUUGGGAACUUAUCGGAGCUAAUACAAUUGAAGAUGAGUGAGAACAAGCUGUCGGGUAACAUUCCUGAAGAAUUAUCCUCAUGUAAGAAGCUUGUGAGCCUAAACUUGAGUCACAAUCAGCUCAGUGGCUCAAUUCCUUCGAGUCUCUCCAAAUUGCCAGUUCUAGGCGAGCUUGAUUUGUCGGUAAACCAAUUAUCCGGUAAAAUUCCAAAAAAUCUCGGGGAAAUAGAGUCACUUGUUGAAGUAAACAUCUCUCAUAAUCACUUCCAUGGUUAUUUACCCUCCACCGGAGCAUUCCUCGCUAUCAGCUCGAGUGCAGUUGCAGGUAACAAUCUCUGUAGUGGAGACACAACAACCACCGGUUUGCCACCAUGCAAACACGCACAAACGCCAGUUUGGUGGUUCUUUGUGGCUUUUCUUGUUGCCGUCUUGGUAAUUCUUGUGAUUGCUACUUUUGUAAUUGUUUUCGCGAGACAACAAAAAAAUCAUGAGAUCAAAAGGGUGGAAAAUGAAGACGGAUCAGUUUGGGAAUUACAAUUAUUGGAUUCCAAGAUUUCAAAAGAAACAACAAUGGACGAUUUUUUAUCGUCCAUAAGAGAUGAAAACAAGAGCAUACAAUUGAAAGAAAUGAAUUCCAUGCCAACCAGGUUUUGGACUGAAUUGAGUAAGCUUCAGCAUCCCAAUAUCGCGAAGAUCGUGGCAAUGGUGAGGUCGGAGAAAGUUGGGUUUUUGGUGUAUGAGUAUAUAGAAGGGAAAAGUUUGAGUGAAGUUAUUGGAGGAUUGAAUUGGGAACGACGGCGAAAGAUUGCCAUUGGAAUUGCCAGAGCUCUUUGUUAUUUGCACUGUUUUUGUUCGCCGACUGUUCUCGUGGGUGACCUGUUGCCGGAGAAAAUUGUCAUCGACGGUGAAGAUGAGCCUCGCCUGAGACUCUGCAUUCCGGGGAUCAUGUGUACGGACACCAAGUGUUUCUUCUCUUCAGCCUAUGUUGCUCCAGCCACUUUUCAUGCAGAAACUAGAGAAACCAAGCACAUCACUCACAAGACUGAUAUCUAUGGAUUUGGCCUCAUCUUGAUCCAACUACUGAUUGGAAAGAGCCCUGCUGACCCCGAAUUCGGCGUGCACGAGACCAUCGUCGAAUGGGCUCGUUACUGCUACUCCGACUGUCAUCUUGACACGUGGGUUGAUCCAACGAUCAGGGAACACGCAUCGAAUAACCCGAAUGAGAUUGUGGAGACCAUGAAUUUAGCUCUUCACUGCACUGCCAGCGAUCCAACGGCUAGACCAUGCUCAAGCGAAGUAGUCCAAACUCUAGAGUCUCUUAUCAGACCAAGGUCUUGUGUUUUUGGCAUUCAGUGUUCUACUACUAUCUAGUUUUGGGUUUUUUUUUUUUGGGUUACGUAUUUAUGUUUAGGUUAUUUCUUCUUUCCUUUUUCAAAUUUUUCUUUUAAUAUAAGGUUUUAAUAGAGUGUUACUCAAAUGUUCUCUUUUUAAUAUUACUGAGUGUAAAAUUAAAUGUAGAUAUAAAAUGACUUGCUAUUAUAGGA